This is a messenger RNA of Malaclemys terrapin pileata, 2222 nucleotides long. RefSeq names its product myosin light chain 5 (gene MYL5). The record is from RefSeq and is a predicted model, not a curated record. The transcript has 8 exons. Bases 1035 to 1556 code for a protein of 173 amino acids. Gene Ontology annotation, cellular component: cytoplasm. Lineage: Eukaryota; Metazoa; Chordata; Testudines; Emydidae. Gene Ontology annotation, molecular function: calcium ion binding.
GACUCCAUUUUGACACCUGAAGCGGGCGCUCAACUGAGGCCCCCUCGCUUGGGCCUAAGCGUUGGAAGGUCUCGGAGGAACAAACAACGGAAAGUGCCUUGCUCAGACAUGUUCCGUGACACGUGACUGGCCUUGUCUGCAUUGCAAACACUGGCAUGUCUGUCUGUUUGCAUGAUCAAAGUGGUGCUUUCCGGGCCGUCCUGGUUGCAGAGAUUUGAUCUGCUUCCUGAAGGGGCACCGUCUGGACCAGCUCAUGCUCUACUGAGGUGGUGGCAAGGCCGACCAGCCUCUCCUGUGUCAUUGUGGAGCAUGGGUGUGUUUUUAUUAACUUCAGCUUGGAGAAGCUGCGUUCUCCACUAGCAACUGUUACAGGAAGUGUUAGAAGUAUGCGCAGAGCAACAAAAGCAUUUGGAAAGAAGGGGGUCAUCUUAUUUGUGCACCUGUAUUCCAGAACAGCCUUUGGAGUUGAUCCUGCUGAAAUGUAUCAGUUCAUCACCUAAAUCACUCGCAUCAAUAUCACGCAUGCCAUCAGGUGUUAACACGGUCGCUAGUGCCCUGCAUUGCUGGUGUAGGUCCUCUUCAGGUAUAGUGAGGAGUUUUAGAGUAUCAUACAACAUCCCAAAUAGACUGCUGUGUUCCUUGAGCUGCAUGAAACGUUCUUCAACUGACUGUAUUGCACAAUCUAGCAGCUGGUUAAAGAAUUCAACUUUGAAUUGUUAUUUGGGGUCUCUUCUGGGAUUAUCCCAUUUCUCGUAAUCAAAAUGUUGUCUUCUUUGGGAAAAUAGCUUCAGUGUGAAGUUCCUCUGCUAACUUCUGUGCACUCUUCAGAACGUUUUGAAAUCCCUCAUCUGACCGAGACCAGGGGAUAUGUUGGAAGUCUGUCCAUGUAUGGAGCAGGUCUUGUGAGCCAGAAGUUUGACAUCUCCUUUGGGACAUGCUAGCUGCAAAGAUGAACCCCUCCCCUCCCUAGGAGAGGCACUUUAUAAAGUAAGAUUCCCAAAGACAACAAGGCACAGCAGCUCUCUCCAGUAACGAUGGCUAGCAGAAAAACCAAAAAGAAGGAAGGUGGUGCCAAACGUGCUCAGAGAGCGUCUUCUAAUGUCUUCUCCAACUUUGAGCAGACACAGAUCCAAGAAUUUAAGGAAGCUUUCACCUUAAUUGAUCAGAACAGAGAUGGAUUUAUAGAUAAAGAAGACUUGAAAGACAUCUAUGCUUCUUUGGGUAAAACAAAUGUAAAAGAUGAGGAGCUAGAAUCCAUGCUCAAGGAAGCCACUGGACCCAUUAAUUUCACAAUGUUUUUGAAUCUCUUUGGAACAAAGUUACUUGGUAUGGAUGGGGAAGAGACCAUACUAAAUGCAUUCAGAAUGUUUGAUCCAGAUGGUAAAGGACACAUUCACAAAGACUACUUAAAACGCAUGAUGAUGACACAGGCUGACAAAUUCACUGCUGAAGAGAUAGACCAGAUGUUCAAGAGUUCCCCUAUUGAUGCAGCAGGAAACUUGGAUUAUAAGUCUUUCUGCUACACUAUCACACAUGGAGAGGAAAAGGAAGAAUAAAGAGUGCACACUUGUUAGUUGCACUAAAUUCUCACAUUGGGUUAAUAAAUAAAAAAUGAACUAAUUUUUUUUACCCAGCUGAAGUGAUAACUCAGUUACCCACUGCUCAUGCAAUUUAAAAAUAGCUAUGUCCUAAUCUCCAUUAUUUUGGAGGGCCCCUGGUGAAAACUGCAUCUUUUACCAUGCUUUUGCAUAGCAAUAGUUUUGUUUUUGUGCUAACUCCAUUCUCCUUAGCCCACUGCAGAGACAUUUCAUUUCAAAGUUAUGCCAGACAAAAUAAACAGAAAGAUGUGCUAGCAGAUUCUUAGAAAGUGCAAACAACCUAUGAACAGGUAGCUAUUAGUGGCAUCUGCCUCUUUGUACACCGUGAUAGGUAAUUAUAAAAGUGGCCAUCGUUGUGGGAUCAUAGUUGCAUUACGCAGGAGCAGGAGAGAGAGAACAUUUGCAGAGGUCAACCACACAUUGCUAUUGCUUGUUCCAGGCCGACUAUUCUACUUUAGGGGCAAAUGAUGUUCUCUGAAGCAGUCAGUAUUGCCAGAGCCACAACUUUCAUCUUCCCCGGAAAUGAACACACAAUCCUACUUGUAAACAUUUUCACUUCCAAGAAAUAACUACUUGUUUUUAUAUGGAUUAAAAAUGGAUAACAUUCUUUGGUACAAUCUUUAA